Geosmithia morbida is the source of this 2781-nucleotide messenger RNA. Its product is annotated as TPR repeat. The transcript has 3 exons. The record is from RefSeq and is a predicted model, not a curated record. Gene Ontology annotation, molecular function: protein binding. Bases 1 to 2781 code for a protein of 926 amino acids. Lineage: Eukaryota; Fungi; Ascomycota; Sordariomycetes; Hypocreales; Bionectriaceae.
AUGGCGUAUCAUGCAGCACAUGGUCCUCCUGCCCAGGCCUAUGGAGGCCCGCAGCCUGGAGCACCGCGACCCCCGCCCCAAGGACGUGGAGGGCCACCACCACAGCAGCCAUAUGCCGCGCCGGCGCAGCAGUACGACGGAUACGACGAUUAUAAUGCUUACGCCAACGGGAAUGGUUACGGCUACGAUGACUACGCGAACGGUGGCAGUUACGGUCAGCAAGACUAUGGUGGCGGUGACCCUUACCAAAACCCAGACUACGGCCGAGCCCCCCCUCCGCCGAGACAGGAUUACUAUGGUCCGCCGCCUGCCGGGCGAGUUGGGCGCCGCCCAUCCAUGAAUGACGGCUCAGCUAGCCCCCGCCAAGUUGGCCACGGAGACGCCUACGGACAUGGAGACAUGGACCAGAUGGCCAAGCAGAUGUCGGGUAUGGAUCUCAACGGACAGAUGCCCUCGCGCUCAAUGUCGAGUUCUGACGGCCAACGAGGCCGUGGACGAGGUGGUAUGAGCGGAAGGGGAGGGCCCAGAGGCGGCCCGCCACCUCCCCAGCAACAGGGAUACUACGGCCCAGAGUACGGCCCCUCUCAGGGCGAUGGCGGUGGCUACGGGGGCUAUGACGACGGAUACAGCCAGCCGGAAUUUGGUCCCCCGGGGAGGACCAUGACGAUGCCCAAUGGCGGCAUCGGCGGUCCACCUCAAGAUAUGCUGCCGCCCCAGCGGGCAAGGACAAUGUCCUACGAUGACCCUGCCGGACGGGGUGUGCCGCAGCGGCCCUCGACGGCGUCCGGUCAACGCCCGCCGCCGCAACGCGCCUACCCCGGCGAACCUCAGGGUCCGGUCGGUUACGACCAGUACGCCGGCGGUGGUGGCUACGAUGACUAUGGCCCGGGUGUCCCUCCCGAGAGAGCAUCAUACGAGGGCGGCUACAACGUCGGCGGCGGCGGCGACGGCGGGGGUGGCCCCUACUACGACCCCGGACGCGGGAGCUACCAGAGCGACCAGUACUCGAACCACUCGGGCAUGCCCGAUUUUGACAUGAUCCCCUCCAACGCACGCAGCUCUUUCGAUCAGGUCAUGCAGCCGACACACGAGUAUCCGCAACCUGGCGCCCACCAGACGGCCAAGCUGAACCACGCCAAGUCGCAGCCCGAGCUGCGGCAGCCCCAGACGGCCGUGUUCGAGAUGGCGGGCGACAUCCCGGCCGUCCCCCCCAUGCCGCCCAUGAACACAGCUGUCAUGAAUGGCGGCGUCGGCACGGGCAUGUAUGGGCCUGGGCCUAUGCAUGGGCCUGUACCCGGGUCCGUACCAGGAUACGGACCCGAGCGCAUGGUUCCGUCCCGGGGCCCGAGCGCGCCCCCGGGACCGACCAACUUGCCGGCACCGACACCCAUGGGCCCCUCUAGCAGGAAUCCCGACUCGCUGCCGUCUCACCCGACACCUAUCCGAGCUGGCCUUAUGGCCAACUCGAUGGUCAACAUGAAUGACAAGCCGCCACCGGUGCGCAACUACGGUGGCGUGCCUCCGGCAGUCGUCGCGGCGCGGACGCAGCCCCAGGCCCAGCAGCAGAUCCAGGGUGCGGGGCCGCAAGCCGUAGCGCAGGUGCGCGUGGUGCCGCAGAAGCAGCCGGAACCUCCGGUGACGUCACAGGAGCUGGAGCAACUGCGCAUGUCGCUCAAGGUCAACGCCAACGACUCGAAGACAGCGCUGCGGCUGGCGAAGCGGCUGAUCGAGGCGUCGGACGUGCUUGUCGCCAAGAUGCCGGACCCGCGGGCGCGCGGGCGGGCGCGGGAGCGGUACGUCAUGGACGCGCACAAGAUCCUGCGCAAGCUGGCAAGCGCGCAGAACACCGAGGCCAUGUUCAUCAUGGCGGACAACCUGGGGCGGGGCACGUUCGGCGGCGAGCCCGACACUAAGGAGGCCUUCACGCUGUACCAGGCGGCGGCCAAGCUGUCGCAUGCGGGCGCGGCAUACCGCACGGCGGUGUGCUGCGAGAUCGGGCACGAGGACGGCGGCGGCACGCGGCGCGACCCCCUCAAGGCCAUGCAGUGGUACAAGCGGGCGGCGACGCUGGGCGACCCGCCGGCCAUGUACAAGGUGGGCAUGAUCCUGCUCAAGGGCCUCCUGGGACAGCCGCGCAACCCGCACGAGGCCAUCGGGUGGCUGAGGCGCGCGGCCGACGUGGCCGACUCGGAGAACCCGCACGCGCUGCACGAGCUGGGCCUGCUGUACGAGUCGGCCGAGCCGGUGGUGGGUGACGCCUUGGUGCGCGACGAGCGCGCCGCCUUCUCCCUGUUCCUGCAGUCGGCGGAGCUGGGGUACAAGUUCUCCCAGUUCCGGCUGGGCUGCGCGUACGAGUACGGCAGCCUGGGCUGCCCCGUAGACGCCAGGAUGUCCAUCAUGUGGUACUCGCAGGCGGCGCAGCGCGGCGAGCACCAGUCCGAGCUGUCGCUCAGCGGCUGGUACCUCACCGGCAGCGAGGGCGUGCUCAAGCAGAGCGAUCAGGAGGCGUACCUGUGGGCGCGCAAAGCGGCCAUGGCCGGGCUGGCAAAGGCCGAAUACGCCAUGGGGUACUUUACCGAGAUGGGGAUCGGGUGUGCUGCUAAUGUUGAGGAUGCAAAGAGGUGGUAUUGGCGAGCAGCUGCCCAGGACUUCCCUAAGGCUCGUGAACGUCUCGAAGACAUCAAACGAGGCAAGAAUAACCCCAGCGCUACUAGGCCACCGGAUAGAUUCUCUAGAAGCAAGAUUGAGAAGCACCAAGAGGGUGAAUGCAUUGUCAUGUAG